Messenger RNA from Cuscuta epithymum, 1179 nucleotides. Lineage: Eukaryota; Viridiplantae; Streptophyta; Magnoliopsida; Solanales; Convolvulaceae. The record is from the annotation of a GenBank genome assembly.
CUUGAACUUAAUUAUUCAUGCUAUUCUAAUCAUCAUUAGCUUUACCACAUUACACAUAACCUACUCAUAUAAAUGUCGUUUCUUUUCAACUCUAAAUUAAUCCAGCAAAGUUACUGCCUUGGGAGUGUAAUAUUUGUAUUUAGUUUCAAGGAAGCUAAGAGACUCGAAACCCAGGGGAAGCCUGGUAAAGUCUUGGUGGGUUGAUGAACAUCUUGUUUCAUGCAUUUUCUUCGAUCUGCUACAACUUCAAAGAGUCGCAGUCUUGUUGGAUAUCACUCAGCUAUAGAAAGUCUUCUAGUUAGAUCAUAUUCUUCUACAAUGACAAAGAAGAAUGGUUCUAAAGGAGAGAACAAGAAUGGUUCUCAAGGAAAAAAACCAGAUCAUACUCAUGCACCAACAAUAAAUAAGCCUAAGUACCAGCCCUCCUGUAUGCUUGAAUUUGAUGGUUCUUCCAAAGCAAAUGGACAAGCAGGGGCAGGUGCUGUGCUUCGUGCCGAUAAUGGCAGUAUGACCUGUCACCUGCGUGAAGGUUUGGGCACAGCAGACUCUAGCACUGCCGAAUAUCGGGCCAUUAUUUUGGGAUUGAAGUAUGCACUUCAGAAAGGAUUUACUCACAUUCGUGUUCGGGGUGACUCUAAGACAGUUUGCAUGCAGAUCCAAGAGCAAGUGAAAGUUAAAAGCCGAAGAAUUUCAACCUUGUGCGAGCAGGCCAAACAACUCAAGGCCAGGUUUCUAUCCUUCAAGAUAGAGCAUGUUUCGCGGAAAUUGAACACUGAAGCGGAUAAACAGGCAAGCUUGGCUGUCACACUCACUGAUGGCCACAUUGAAGAGGAGAUUGAGAAAUGAGGCAUGGGUCUGUAGUAUUUGGCUUUCAAGUAAACCAUUGAAUGUAAUUCAAGUAUGGCAAAAUUUGCAUUGCAUGAAUAUAUAUGGUGUCAAUGAAGCAUUAUUACCCCUUUUUGGACAGCCAUCAAUCAGGCCACAAUCGUAAAUUGUAACAACUCUUUUCUGUGUGUAUUUUUAGUUUUGUCUCCUUUUUUCUAUCACGAAUAUAAAACGUCAGGAGUCGUGUUCCAACAGAAGUCAAUCCAAAAAUUGCAUCCUCGUCUUAGCUAUACAUCCGGAAAUUAAUAAUUAAAAACUCAAUCAAGUCAUUCUAUUAUACUUACCUAUAUACAG